Saprolegnia parasitica CBS 223.65 is the source of this 225-nucleotide messenger RNA. RefSeq lists its product as hypothetical. The record is from RefSeq and is a predicted model, not a curated record. Lineage: Eukaryota; Oomycota; Saprolegniomycetes; Saprolegniales; Saprolegniaceae. The transcript has a single exon. The annotation marks the transcript as partial.
CCGCGACGCUCGGCAAGGAACCGGCGGCUCUCACGACGCUGCGAAGCGGCGCAGUUCAAGGGCGCCGCCGCGGAUCUGACGAUCCAGAAGUUUGGCAGCGACGCGUUCACGGUCGACGCGCGCAUCGACGAGGUGGAGAUCGCUCCGUUGGCCAGCCGCACGGCCUUUGGGGAGCCGCCACGCCUCACCCGAGGUGCAGCGGUAACGUGGGCCUUUUUCCCCUGA